Messenger RNA from Caenorhabditis sp. 36 PRJEB53466, 972 nucleotides. NCBI's taxonomy places the organism in Eukaryota, Metazoa, Nematoda, Chromadorea, Rhabditida, Rhabditidae. The record is from the annotation of a GenBank genome assembly.
AUGAAAAAGUUGUGGUCCUCAGACCAGUACAUCCAAAGACUGUACCGGGAAUAUCUGGAGGAAGUGACCCGAAUCGAAACGGGCAAAGAUCAGGUCACCCUAGGCGACCUGGCGGCCUAUCUCAGCAACGAGAUACCAAUCGAUAAAAAGGCGUUCGGUUUCAGUUGUUUCACAAGACUACGCGAAGUAUGCAACAGUCUGUGGAAAAUCAAGUCCGCUCCUUUGCAUAAGGUGAAAAUUGUUGAGUUCGAUGGUGAAUUGGCAAUCUCCGUACAAGCAAUCGAGAAAGGCAACGAGAGAAUCUUUACCAAAGAGAAUGUAAAGAAACUCCAACAACUGCUAAAAGGAGAAGUGAAUGACGCUCUCUCUCACAGAUUCACGACCGAGAAAGUUGUGAAGAGUGAGGUAGUCCGAGUCAUCCAGCAGUAUCCUCAGUGCAACAGCUUUGUCAGAAAAGGUGGCAAAGUGAGUCGAGCAGCACACAAAUUUGUGCACAGAGCUCGCCUCAACUUGUUGUCGUGCAACUAUAACACGUACGACAACACAAAGUCAAAAGAAUGCAGAAGAUGUCAUUAUGAGAAUGAAACUCAGUGGCACAUCCUACAAAGUUGCACUUUCGGACUCCCGAAAAAAAUCACUGAAAGACAUGACGCAGUGCUCAUGAAAGUGAAAAAACUCAUCGAAGCUGGUUCAAAGAAAGACUGGAAACUGAAAAUAGAUCAGGAAAUACCAGGAUUCACCAGACUUCGACCAGACAUCUACAUGAGAAGUCCAGAUGGAAAAGAAAUCAUCAUGGCCGAUGUAGCCUGCCCAUAUGAGCAUGGUGUGGAAGCCAUGAAAAGAAGCUGGGACAAAAAAAGGUUCAGAAGUACUCUGACGGUUUCAGCAAUCUCAAGGCUCAGGGCAAAAAAAGCUUACUGUCCUACCAAUAAUAGUUGGAUCUCUCGGAAGUUGGUGGAAGCCCACAACUGA